AUGAGAGUGGAGGAGGUGUGCGCGUUGUGUGAGUGUCCGGGGCAUCCAAUCACUGUUUGCCCUUCAUUUCCCAUAGUUAAGAAAGCCUACCAUAGCAAUCAGGCUGAGGUAAACGCGAUUAAUCAGUAUUGGGAUCCAUAUUCAAAUACCUACAAUCCUGGGUGGGCUCAAAACCCACUUUUGGGUUGGAGGGAUCAAAAAACCCCAGUGCAACCUCAGGCACCACCUCAGCCACAAGCUCAACAAUUUCGACCUCCGCAAGGCCAAAUGACCCAAUUCCGCUACCUACCUCAGCAGCAGCAGGGGCUGGAAGAGGCUAAUGCAAUCACCACUCUCAGAAGUGGGAAGGUGAUCGACAAGGAUUUACCUCCUAAGAAAAAAUCGGUGCCACCCACGGUGCCGGUAGCUGCACCAGCAGUCGUCCCAGACUUGGGAAGUGUCCCUAAGGAAGAGAGAAAGACAGAGCCUCCUAAAGUGGUGGUGUCUGCACCUGCAGUCCCCAUGACUCAAACGCCACAUGUUGCUCCAUAUCCAAAUCGCUUGGUAGCGAAACCUAAGGCCAAUUUUGCAAAGGUUUUGAAGGAUCUGUGCACUUCAAAACGAAGGACUAAGAGUCAGGACAAAGUGCUCCUAACGGAGCAGGUGAGCUCCAUUUUCCAGGCCGAUAUCCCAACCAAGUGCAAAGACCCUGGUUGUCCCACUAUCCCUAUAGCUAUCGCAGGCCAGAAAUUUGAUAAGGCAUUACUGGAUUUAGGGGCGAGUGUCAACUUGCUCCGAUAUUCGGUAUACUUGAGGCUUGGCCUAGGCGAUCUGAGAGCCACACCGGUCACGCUACAGUUGGCUGACCGGAGUAUAAGAAUCCCGAAGGGGGUGGUGGAGGAUGUUCUAGUUCAGGUGGGCGAGUUUCUUUUUCCAGUUGACUUCAUUGUCCUAGAUACGUGCCAGAUACAGGAGGUGAAUGUUUUCAACAUAGAUAGCCGAGUCAAAGAUGAUAAAGAAGUGUAUGAGGUGAGUUUGGUCGACACGCUGGUGCAGGAGCAUGUCGAUAGUAUUUUGUAUAAGGAUCCUCUGGAGAUAGCUUUAACUGCCAAGGAGGCGUCAUUCUUAGAUUUUCCAGAGAUUUUCGAAUUUUGUGCGAAAAGAAUUCACAGUGUUUAUGGGUAUUCACUACUAAAAACCCUCACGAGACUCCACUCGUCCUCUAAGGAUCGCCUAGAGGUCAUGGAGAGUUAUGACGCAAAGUACUCUGCAACCCAUCGUCCAUAUAUGUACUUUACUGAUAAACAAGUAAAAAAAAGUAGCUGUGAUGGACUGCCAAAGGGCAUGGAAAUUGAGCCCUCACAUUCAACCGUGGGUACUGUACUGGACUAUUGGGUGGUGGGUACACAUUAG
Rhododendron vialii is the source of this 1392-nucleotide messenger RNA. RefSeq lists its product as uncharacterized. Bases 1 to 1392 code for a protein of 463 amino acids. The transcript is spliced from 7 exons. Lineage: Eukaryota; Viridiplantae; Streptophyta; Magnoliopsida; Ericales; Ericaceae. The record is from RefSeq and is a predicted model, not a curated record.